Molecule: messenger RNA, 2247 nt
Organism: Daldinia caldariorum
Lineage: Eukaryota; Fungi; Ascomycota; Sordariomycetes; Xylariales; Hypoxylaceae
Exons: 1
Coding region: 429-2138 (569 amino acids)
Source: RefSeq, a predicted model, not a curated record
UACAGAACAUAUAGUCGAACGAGCAGAUUAACUCGCUGAUUGUAAAGCUCUCCUUUUGGUCUCUUCGAAAUCAACAGGUAGGGGGAUCUAGUUAAUGAUGCUUCUUGUUGGGCAUUUCGAAGCAGCUGCUUUCAAUCAUGUUCAUUGCAGGCAUCUGCCACGCCGUUUUCAUUGUUUUCUCCGAUUCUAUGCUAGUAGGAUAGCACUGGAAUGCUGUACAGCUCAAUGCAUUGUCUUAUCAUUCUGGUAUCGAGAUCUAUUUCUUUCACUCUUUUCAUGAUUCAUCGAGAAUGAUUCCUAUGCUCAUUAGUUCUUUCUUCCCGCCCACUGUCGUUUCCCUCCCUAAGAGAUAUCUAUACUGCUAGAAGGAGUGUUGUCACUUUACUUACACUAGCCAAAACGUGCGCCGAGUAAGAUUACUUUUCAAGAUGGCCGACGGGAAAGUGCAAGAUUCGUACAUUGGCAUAGAGGGCUACGUUGGGGCCACUCACUGGUCAAAGCCAUACUAUUCUAACCACUACCAUGAGAACCCUCCGUCGAAUUCUGGAAUGCUUGGUCAUGUUAAUUGCAGUUACUUAUCUACUCCCGGCCGGCCACCAACUCUAGAGGCCCUGAAGCAGCACGCCCAGUCUCUAACUUAUUUAAUAUCGACUCUUGCACCGAGCACAAUAGGGGCCGAGGCUGACAACGAAAACCUCCCUGCGCAAGAUGAACAAGGACAGCCGAUACCCAGGGACACGUUCCCAAGGCACCAAGCUUACGACUGGCUAAACAACUUACAGGUCCCUUACGACAAUAUCGACAAGGCACACAGGAUGCCAUUGAAUAGUUUAGUUAAUCUAGUGAAGGAGAACAGUGAUAAAGCAGGCGUGAUAUUCCAUUGCCCGCUGACGGAGCUUACACCUGACCUGAUCGAGAACGACUAUUAUCAAUUAGUCCGUCCGUUUCAGACCCAUAUGACGCUGCUUAUGCACGCCAACGAGUGCCUGGAGAGACUCGACCAUGAGUACUCAGCCAUGGGUGGGAUACUUGGAAUUAUCCCCACUGAUGCGGAGGAAGUGGUCGAGCACCCAGAGCUCAAUAACGUAAAAUCAACGUUGAUCGGACAGUGGCUCUUGCACACACAACACCUCGUGAGCCGCAUGCACGAACUUGAGAUUUCUUAUGCCAAUGCAUUAGAUCUUCUCGCGAGCGAGGCCAUCGUUCCGGCGCAACAGUUGAGCGUACAAGGUCCAGAUGGGCGGUCCGGCAGAGAAGUUGUAUUCCCGCAGGAUCGCUGGAUACUUUCCAACUCCGGAGAGGACGUUUUCAAUUUUAUCCAUCAAAUGCUUGACAAGAGCGAAGCAAAGGGCGUUUCACGAGAUCGCCAGUGGUUCCAGAAGAAUGUCGUUGGAGAAACGCUACGGGAUGCAGACGAGGAACAAGACCGCCUCCGGGGUAUCGCCCACGUUGACCUCCAGACACGGUUUUACCGAUUAAGAGGCAGUGGCCACGGUCCCAUAUUCGUCCUCCCGGCUUUCUCAGACCGCCCGAACACGUCCUACACCAAGGAGAUAGAAAGCCGGCCGACGGUGGUUACAAUACCAGCACCGUCGAACCCAGACCGGACUUCAGCCUGGGAUAGGAGGCAUAAGGACAUGGACCACAAGAACAAGAAGCUGGAAAUUGAGAUCUCCCGUCUACGGCUCGACAAGUCUGAUCUCGAAACCGCGAGCAAGAGGCAAGAGGAUGAGCUGGAGAGAUUACAGCAUCUCAACAGAAUCUACGAAGAAGGCCAAGGCGAGGACUCGGCAAAGACGGUGGCAAGAAUAUUAGCAAUCGAGACGGAAAGAGACGGCCUCCGCGCCAAGUUCGAAGAGGGCGCCGCAGAACGGAACCAGCUGAAGGCAGAGCUGGCCGCGUACAAGCGAGCACGGCAACCCAUACAGGUGAAGGCUCCCGCGGGAGUCACCUUGACCGACGACGGCUACCUGGUGCCCGAGACUCUACUUGGGCAGUACGAGGAACGCACGUCGGUAAUGGCGUCUGCCAAGCAAGGAGUCCAGCGGGUUAGAAACGUACUCGAAAGCCUUGCUCAGAGGGGACAGAUAAGUCGGGAGGACUUUGGCUGGAUGGAGCAGAUUGCCGACUGUAAUUAAUCCGAACCCAGCUCUACGGAGAAAAGGGGGGAGGCUUGCAUUGCGAGCAUUUUGGCCACGAUAUUGUUUCCGGUUGUUAGUUCACCAGAUGGAUUUGGCAUUGGAGGGU